CCCGAGUCCUGGAAGCGGAGCUCCGCGCUGGGACUGGUUCCUUCGCAGCCAUUUUCUGUCCAACCAAACAGCCGAUUGGAGACGGGAGCCAACCAGGGCUGCAUUGGAGAUCGAAAUUGGGCAAAGAUUAGACACCUUUUUAGACAGGUGUUCUUAAACGCUACUGACAACACGAAUCUGACAGUAUUUCAUGACAAUGGAUGGUGACAGUACUACAACAGAUGCUUCUCAGCUAGGAAUUUCGGCAGACUAUAUUGGAGGAAGUCAUUACGUUAUACAGCCUCAUGAUGAUACUGAGGACAGCAUGAAUGAUCAUGAAGACACAAAUGGUUCAAAAGAAAGUUUCAGAGAACAAGACAUAUAUCUUCCAAUUGCAAAUGUGGCGAGAAUAAUGAAAAAUGCCAUACCUCAGACGGGAAAGAUUGCAAAAGAUGCCAAAGAAUGUGUUCAAGAAUGUGUGAGUGAGUUCAUCAGCUUUAUAACAUCUGAAGCGAGUGAAAGAUGCCAUCAGGAGAAACGGAAGACAAUCAAUGGAGAAGAUAUUCUCUUUGCCAUGUCUACCUUAGGCUUUGACAGUUACGUAGAACCUCUAAAGUUAUACCUUCAGAAAUUCAGAGAGGCUAUGAAGGGAGAGAAAGGAAUUGGUGGAACAGUCACAGCUACAGAUGGACUAAGUGAAGAGCUAACAGAAGAGGCAUUUACUAACCAGUUACCAGCUGGCUUAAUAACUGCAGAUGGGCAACAACAGAAUGUUAUGGUUUACACAACGUCAUAUCAACAGAUUUCUGGUGUUCAACAAAUUCAGUUUUCAUGAUCUGAAGAAAUGAUGGAAUGGGGAGUGUAGGGAAAUGCAAGAAUCUGUACGAUUCCGGAACAGAGACGUUAGAAGGAAAUGACUGGUGAAGGAUGUCUCUUUGUAUAUUAAAUAGCUGUAAUGUAGCUUCCCGAUGCUUGACUAAUUGAGGUGUUAAUUCUGACUUGAGAAUCUUUUUCAUGAAUGAUUUUAAAGAAAAAUUUGGAUUUUAAAGGUAUUAAAAUAUUUUUGUUUUGUACAAGAGUUUGUUGCUCUGUAUGACUCCUGUAUGCAUUGUAUAUUGCAAUUUAUUACUGUCAGAGAUUUGUAGACAGUUUCUUAUUUUCAUAUUGAAUCAUGUUACUUUUGUAAUUCAAGUAAGCAGCUGGGUUAAUUCAUGAUGUUUGCCCUUUUAAUAAAAUAUAAGGGUAGAGUUCA
This is a messenger RNA of Diceros bicornis minor, 1231 nucleotides long. RefSeq names its product nuclear transcription factor Y subunit beta (gene NFYB). Lineage: Eukaryota; Metazoa; Chordata; Mammalia; Perissodactyla; Rhinocerotidae. The transcript has 8 exons. The record is from RefSeq and is a predicted model, not a curated record. Gene Ontology annotation, cellular component: nucleus; CCAAT-binding factor complex. Gene Ontology annotation, biological process: regulation of transcription by RNA polymerase II. Gene Ontology annotation, molecular function: RNA polymerase II cis-regulatory region sequence-specific DNA binding; DNA-binding transcription activator activity, RNA polymerase II-specific; protein heterodimerization activity. The coding region runs from base 191 to 814 and encodes 207 amino acids.